This is a messenger RNA of Capsicum annuum, 1414 nucleotides long. RefSeq names its product rho GDP-dissociation inhibitor 1. Gene Ontology annotation, cellular component: cytosol; cytoplasm; membrane. Bases 493 to 1191 code for a protein of 232 amino acids. The record is from RefSeq and is a predicted model, not a curated record. The transcript is spliced from 5 exons. Gene Ontology annotation, molecular function: Rho GDP-dissociation inhibitor activity; protein binding. NCBI's taxonomy places the organism in Eukaryota, Viridiplantae, Streptophyta, Magnoliopsida, Solanales, Solanaceae. Gene Ontology annotation, biological process: Rho protein signal transduction.
UGUUUCUAUCAUCCACCAAAUCCUAAACUAUCUCACCACACAAUUUUAUAUUAAAAUCCCUUCACUAACUCACCACCAUUCAAUUCUCCUUUAUUAUUUCUCCUCAUUUUCUUCACUUUAACCCUCAUAUUUUUCGGAUCACCACAUUUACCCCCAAUACUUUCUCCAUAUUUUUCUCUCUCACACAUUCUUUCACCUUUUUGUUUUUUCCCUUCUUGUCUUUUUCUUGUUUCUCCAUUAUCUUUUUUGGGUAUUUGUUUUCUUGAAUUUUUUUUCUCUUCAUUUUCCACUCAUCCUAAAAACCAUUUUGGUUAUUUUUCUAUGACCCCAUUUUCUUGUUUUUCAAUAAAAAGAGAUUCUUGUUUGAGUCUCUUGAUUUUUUGUUGUUUUUUUCUUUUCAAGAAUUGACCUUUUUUUGGAAUUUUUGGCUGGUGGGGUUUUCUUGAAAUUCCAAAAAAAAAAAAAAAUUCUUUUUUUUGGUUGAUAGCAGCUAUGGAUUCUGAGGAGGGUAAAAAGGGAAUUGCAACACCAGUUGUUGAAUCUGAUUCAGAGGUUGAACAUGAGCAUUAUGAGAAAAAUGUUAGUAGGCAAAUGAGUGAGAGUUCCCUUUAUACUACUGAGGAUGAGGAAGAAGAUGAAACUAAUAAUACGAUUGAGUUGGGUCCACAAUUCACUCUCAAAGAAACAUUUGAGAAAGAUAAGGAUGAUGAGAGUUUGAGAAGGUGGAAGGAGCAGCUUCUUGGAAGUGUGGAUAUCAAUUCUGUUGGAGAAUCCCUGGAUCCAGACGUGAAGAUCUUGAGCCUUGAAAUCAAGUCCCCUGGUAGACCUGCUAUUGUUCUCCCGAUCCCUGAGGACGGGAAACCCGAGAGCCCAUGGUUUACACUAAAAGAAGGAAGCAAAUACAGCUUAAAAUUCUCAUUUGAAGUCCUCAACAAUAUAGUGACGGGGCUCAAAUACACGAACACAGUAUGGAAAACUGGUAUCAAAGUGGACAGCUCGAAACAAAUGAUUGGGGCCUUCAGUCCUCAAUCGGAGCCUUAUACACAUGAAAUGCCGGAGGAUACUACCCCUUCUGGCAUGUUUGCAAGAGGAUCUUACUCGGCAAGGACAAAGUUCCUUGACGACGAUAACAAGUGCUAUUUGGAGAUCAACUACACAUUCGAUAUCAAGAAAGAGUGGCUGGCGACAUAAAACAAAGACGUUGCUUCAACAACCACGACUAUUCUUGUUUUCAUUCUUCAUAAUUUUUGUCCGUCUUGUUCGAUAGUUUUUUGAGAAAGAGAGGAAAGAGGAGGAAGAACUAUACAGUAUUUUGCUGCAAUUGAGAUUAUUCAUUGAUGUUGAGGAGUUAACUUUAGCAGUUAGGUUCUUACCAGUUGAGUACUAUCAUUGAAUAAAAGUUGAGCUUUUUGCA